AGUUGAGAAUCAGACUUAAAUAAGAACGGUGCGAAAAAUUAUAGCGGAGUAGCUUCAAUUCAGAAACGUGACAAUCAAAGUGCUGUGAAUGAAAUUUUGCAACAACAAGUGCAACAUCAAACAAUAUGUUUGCAAACAAAAAAGGCUCGUCUGAAUAGAAGUGUCCCAGUCGAAGGUGUCAUUCUAAAUUAAAAACAAUUUAAGCUUGAAUCUGAUCAAGUUCUCCGUCACUUGAGUGCUCGUGUGGUGGAGAGUAGUAGUCCACUGUCGCAACUUAUUUCGAGCGAACAAAAACUAAAAAAAAGAAAAAUAAGAAAAUCCCGAAAGUAAAGUAUCCUAAACGUCAUUACCAGCACAAGAUGUUGUGCGCGAGAAAAGGCGAUUGUUGAAGGCAAACACAAUCAUCGCAUAAUCAAAUUUGAUAACACUGAAAAUAAAUUGAAUUAAGUCAAGAGCGGUGAAAUAAUUCGGUGGACGAGAAGCACCAGACAUUAACUAUCAUCGCCCCAGACACAAAGAACGGACGCAGAAGCCUGCUCACACAUAUACUAAAAUGUUCUUCCCUAAUUCCCACAGCCGGCGUUUCACAACGUUAUUCGUAUUGGUCUUGAUUUCUCAACUCGUGACGAUAAUGUCGGCGGCAGCCGUAAGGAAUGACAACAAUGACUUUUGGGAUAUGGGCUCAUCACGACCGGAUGAGAAUCCCUCAAGACUGCGGCUUUGGUUGACUAUUAGUGCACAGAAAAGAUUCCUGGAGAUAUCGUGGGUUAAUGCUCCAGCCUUGGAGGAUGAUCGCAUUAUGCUUACCUCUGGAGAGCCAUAUAAUUUUGAGAAACUGAAAUACAUAGCAACAGACAAAACACCUAUGGCUGAAUUCAGUAAAGAAGAGGAUGACAUCUCCAAGGCCCUCGAUCAAGAAGAGGAGGGUAGUGGUUUCGGUAAUGAGUCUUCUACAACGCAGCCAGCCAUGGGAGAGUCCGGCUAUUAUGCUAAUGAUAUUCACUAUUGGAUAUCAAAUAAUGGCACCAACAAAAUCGUGGCUGCCUUAACACCAACUGCCAGUUCUCUAUGGUUUACCACGGGUGUUCCCUUCGAUUAUAGCCUUUCGAAAGCUGUCACCGCCCAAACUUCCUGUUAUGGUUUUUGGGCCACCUAUAUUAAUGGCAAUGGCACAAUACUGGCCUCAACAUGCCUUCAUGCCUAUCCACGUUGGAUGAAUGAAAUGAAAUCAACUAUUGGCCGUUUACGCUUUCGUGAUCUUUUUAUACCUGGCUCUCAUGAUUCUGGUUCAUAUCGCUUGAAUUUUAAUCCUUUGCAUCAAGAGAAUUUAGUCACAAAAUACUCUUUAUGCCAGGAUGAUGACAUACGGGGUCAAUUGAUGCAUGGCAUACGGUAUUUGGACAUACGAGUCGGUUAUCAUCCCAAUACACCAGAGCUAUUCUUCAUCAACCACGGCAUUGUACGUCAGAGGCCACUUGUGGAGAUUAUCGAUCAGGUGAAAGAGUUUGUGGAGGAGACCAAUGAGAUCAUCAUCUUUGGCCUCAAGGAGUUUCCAGUGGGUUUUGGUAAAAAUUUAACUGUUCAUCACAAAUUGGCGCAUUUCCUUAAGGAUCAUUUUGGCGAACUUGUUGUUCAUCCUUCAGCAACAUGGCGGGCUACUUUAAAUGAUAUUUGGUCUCGUAAACAAAAUGUUAUCCUAGCUUAUGAUAAACAGGAAGUAGUACAACUAUAUCCACAUCUGCUAUUUGGCUCGGUGGAGCAAAGAUGGGGCAAUGUUCAGAAAUGGGCCGAUUUGGAAGCAUUUUUACGUGCCAAUAGCGACAACGAUGUAUCACGAUUAACGAGCAGACCAGUUGCCGAUAUGGCUGAGCUUACACCAAAAGCAUGGGAUGUUAUACUCAACAAAUACGGUGGACUUCGCAAAAUGGCUGAUCGUGUCAAUUGGCGGGUCUCACAAUUGUAUGCCAAUGAUUUGGCAGCAAAUGCAAAUAUCGUUGCGAUAGACUAUUAUCGUGGUACCACAAUUGUUGAGACCGCCUUGGAUUGGAAUAAAAGAAAAAUUGUAUUUUAGUAUUGACAAAAGAACAAAAAUGUGUAAAUAAUGUAAAGUAAUGAAAAUAUUUUUAUACAUAAAAUGGUUUAAAACAGAA
Messenger RNA from Stomoxys calcitrans (stable fly), 2150 nucleotides. RefSeq names its product PI-PLC X domain-containing protein 2 (gene PLCXD). Gene Ontology annotation, molecular function: phosphoric diester hydrolase activity. The record is from RefSeq and is a predicted model, not a curated record. Gene Ontology annotation, biological process: lipid metabolic process. Lineage: Eukaryota; Metazoa; Arthropoda; Insecta; Diptera; Muscidae. Bases 554 to 2071 code for a protein of 505 amino acids. The transcript is spliced from 4 exons.